Messenger RNA from Funneliformis mosseae, 234 nucleotides. NCBI's taxonomy places the organism in Eukaryota, Fungi, Glomeromycota, Glomeromycetes, Glomerales, Glomeraceae. The record is from the annotation of a GenBank genome assembly.
AUGAGUUACUUAUUAAAAUUAACCGUAAAAAAGACUCCAAUGUUAGUUUCUACAACGAUAAAUCAUUAUCGCAAGGGUCCACCUCAACCUUCAUGGGAUUUAAAAUUUCAUUUAGCUUUUGCCUUGAUUAAAUCAUUCAUCGGUGAUCUCAUUGAUAUUACAAUUGAGCAGGCACAACAAGGCUCUAAACGUCCCGUUCCUUUAUUACCUGAUACAAUUGCAAAUGAGUCCAAG